UACUUUGCGCACCUUGCCAAACGACGACGAAAGUUUCGAACCGUUCGUGACGUUCCGUCACCGCCACUCGACGAAGAAAUAUUGGACCAUUUACAACGCGGCGACCUGCCGCCACCCGAUUACGGGUACACGAUGAUUAGGGCUAGGCAGCCUGCAUCUGCUGCCCCACGCCGCGGAAUACGCCCACCACGCGUGCAUAAGCGCACGAUUAUCGAGCUACACUUAGAAGUGCUCCACGAAUGUGAAGAGGCCGAGUGGCAAAACGUCAAAGACGACUAUUGGCAGAUACUCGUGGAGCAGUUUGUGCAGGAGUUGAUGCGGGACGAGGACACGAAUAACAAUAUCUUGGGUGUUUCUACCUCAAACCAUGGUUUACCAGGGACCCAUGUUUCUUCCACUGACUCCAAAGGAACAGAUCCGUGUCCAUUUGAUGAAUAUCACCCAUGCAAGUGUAUUGAAACUAUACCGUUAGCCAUGGACACUUCUACACGACAUGCACAGGACCCUGAUCCCUGGAAGUGUAUGGAAACCAUACAGUUCGAUGCAGAACACAAUGCUCAUUCCAACCCCGACCACGUGACGUCGUACUGCAUCCAUUGGAUUAACUGGAUUCACCGCAACAAGCACCUAUUGCAGGAGUGCACGACGCAGCCGUGGUUUUUGCAAUUAAAAGCGAAUUGGAAACAAUACCUG
Plasmodium fragile is the source of this 693-nucleotide messenger RNA. RefSeq lists its product as uncharacterized. The annotation marks the transcript as partial. NCBI's taxonomy places the organism in Eukaryota, Apicomplexa, Aconoidasida, Haemosporida, Plasmodiidae. The record is from RefSeq and is a predicted model, not a curated record. The transcript has a single exon.